Talaromyces rugulosus is the source of this 3354-nucleotide messenger RNA. RefSeq lists its product as uncharacterized. Gene Ontology annotation, biological process: protein quality control for misfolded or incompletely synthesized proteins; mitochondrion organization; chaperone-mediated protein complex assembly. The record is from RefSeq and is a predicted model, not a curated record. The coding region runs from base 1 to 3354 and encodes 1117 amino acids. Gene Ontology annotation, cellular component: mitochondrial matrix. NCBI's taxonomy places the organism in Eukaryota, Fungi, Ascomycota, Eurotiomycetes, Eurotiales, Trichocomaceae. The transcript has 3 exons. Gene Ontology annotation, molecular function: ATP binding; serine-type endopeptidase activity; ATP-dependent peptidase activity.
AUGCUUCGAGGCCAGAUCAUAUCAUGGAGAGUCGCACUCCAUCGUGCGCCACGCUACGUGGUGCCUAGGCCAUGCCCACUACCAGUCCAGAGUUUUGCAAAUGCGCGAUCAUUACUCAGUGAUGCGAGGCUGGUGCAGCGCUCCAUCGCCGCUCCUCGAUCCUUCUCCUCGAGCUCCAUUCGACGGAAAGACAAGCCAGACGACCCCCCCGAUGAACCCGAGAACAGCGAUCGCAGCAAGGAGGGAAAGACUCCGACCAAGUCCGCUGAGGUCCGGCGGAAGUCUGGCGAUGCGGCGGACAAGCAAGGCUCCGCACAAGCAACUGCAGAGACGUCCGGUCGGCGAAAGGACAAGAGCAACAACACGGACAAGGAAAACCAAGAGGCUGUAGAAGAUACGAAAAAGAGCUCCAACGCCGAUUCGCAGCGCAAAGCUCGAGACAGCAAAUCCGAUUCGAAUUCGCCUUCCCCGAUCCCUGUUUCCGGUGGAGGUUCAGACUCGAAGCCGAGCGGCGGCAGCAGCGGAGACGAUGGAGGCAAGAAAGGCAAGAAAGGGGACAAGGCUUUGCAGAAGCCGUUUGUUCCAGAUGUCUACCCCCAGGUCAUGGCUAUUCCGAUUGCCCGGCGUCCAUUGUUCCCUGGGUUCUAUAAAGCUAUUACCGUGAGAGACCCCAACGUUGCAGCAGCUAUACAAGACAUGAUGAAACGGGGCCAACCAUAUGUCGGAGCUUUUCUUUUCAAAAACGACGAUGCCGAUGGUGAUGUCAUCGAGAAUUUAGACGAAGUCCACGAUGUUGGUGUUUUUGCUCAGAUCACCUCUGUCUACCCGAUCAAGUCGGACGAAGGUCUUACGGCCGUUUUGUAUCCGCAUCGAAGAAUCAAAAUGUCUUCUUUGUUGGCUCCAAAUGAUCCAUCGCGCACUGGCGCUGUCGAACCGCCCACGCCAAAGGCCGUCACGGAAAAGAGCGGAGAUGUUGUUGCAAGCUUCGAAGAAUCCUCCGUAGAGCAGCAACAGUGGAAAGGGUCAAACCUUUACGAACCAACUUCUUUCUUGCGCAAACAUUCAGUCAGCCUUGCCAAUGUCGAAAAUCUCACAGAAGAAGCUGUCGACAAGAAGAGCCCGAUUAUUCGAGCUGUGACUAGCGAAAUUGUCAACGUUUGCAAAGAAAUUGUGCAGCUGAACCCAUUAUUCCGCGACCAAAUCUCGGCCUUUGCAACAGACCACUUCCCCGGUAAUCUCGGCGAUGAACCGGGCAAAUUAGCCGAUUUUGCUGCUGCAGUCUCGGCCGGCGAAGCACAGGAAAUGCAAGAAGUUCUUGAAUCAAUGAAUGUGGAAGAUAGGCUUCCCAAGGCUCUCGUUGUUUUGAAGAAGGAGUUGAUCAACGCACAACUCCAGUCUAAGAUUUCCAAGGAUGUCGAAGCCAAGAUCCAAAAGCGCCAGCGCGAGUACUGGCUGAUGGAGCAGAUGAAGGGAAUCAAGAGGGAACUGGGCAUCGAAUCCGAUGGCAAGGACAAGCUUGUUGAGAAAUUCAGAGAAAAGGCGGGGAAACUGGCUAUGCCAGAAGCCGUCAAGAAGGUUUUUGAUGAAGAGUUGAAUAAACUCGCUCACCUGGAGCCUGCUGCUUCUGAAUUCAACGUUACGCGAAACUACCUCGACUGGCUUACACAAAUACCGUGGGGACAGAAGAGCGUGGAAAACUUUGGCAUCAAAAAUGCCAUGUCUGUUUUGGACGAGGACCAUUAUGGAUUAAAGGAUGUCAAAGACCGGAUUCUGGAGUUCAUUGCCGUUGGAAAGCUUCGUGGGUCGGUUGAAGGUAAAAUCCUUUGCUUGGUCGGUCCUCCUGGUGUAGGAAAAACUAGUAUUGGCAAGUCUAUUGCUCGUGCGCUCAAUAGGCAAUACUACAGAUUCUCUGUGGGAGGUCUGACAGAUGUUGCGGAGAUCAAGGGUCACCGACGUACCUAUGUUGGAGCACUUCCUGGCCGGAUUAUCCAAGCUUUGAAGAAAUGCCAGACUGAGAAUCCACUCAUCCUGAUCGAUGAAGUCGACAAGAUUGGACGGGGUCACCAGGGCGAUCCAUCUUCCGCACUCCUUGAACUGCUUGACCCUGAGCAGAACUCAUCUUUCCUUGAUCACUACAUGGAUAUACCGGUUGACCUUUCCAAGGUUUUGUUUGUCUGUACGGCAAACGUGACUGAUACGAUUCCCCGGCCGUUGCUAGAUCGUAUGGAGUUGAUUGAACUGUCAGGCUAUGUGUCUGACGAGAAAAUGGCCAUUGCCGAGAAAUACCUUGCUCCUGCAGCCAAGGAACUUAGCGGGUUGAAAGACGUUGAUGUCCAGUUGGAAAAGGAUUCUAUCGAGGAAUUGAUCAAGUCGUACUGCCGCGAGAGUGGUGUUCGAAAUCUAAAGAAGCAAAUCGAAAAGGUUUAUCGAAAAGCUGCCUUGAAGAUUGUUCAAGAUCUUGGCGAAGACGUUUUAUCAGAGGAACAAGCAUUGACCGAGGAAGGGAAGAGUGCAAAGGAGGAAGCUGAUAAAGAAAAUAUCGACCCCCAGGACGUUCUCAUCGAGCCUGAAAAGGCCAGGGCCGAGGUUCCACGGGUUGCAUUACAAGUACCGGAAAGCGUGCACGUCAGCAUCGGCAAGGAUUCUCUGAAAGACUUUGUCGGCCCACCGGUAUUCACAUCAGACCGCCUUUACGACACUUUCCCACCAGGUGUUACAAUGGGACUGGCUUGGACGAGUAUGGGAGGAGCUGCGCUUUAUGUUGAAUCAAUUCUCGAGAAUGCCCUCACAUAUCACUCCCGUCCUGGCUUUGAGACCACUGGUAAUCUGAUGAAUGUGAUGAAAGAGUCUACGCAGAUUGCGUACUCGUUUUCCAAGUCUAUCAUGGCCAAGGACUUCCCAGAGAAUCGAUUCUUUGAGAAGGCACGAGUACAUCUCCACUGCCCCGAGGGCGCGGUACAGAAAGAUGGUCCAUCUGCUGGUAUAACAAUGGCCACUUCUCUUCUUUCACUUGCAUUCAACCGACCUCUUGAUCCUACGAUCGCCAUGACGGGUGAAUUGACUGUGACUGGCAAAGUACUUCGUAUUGGAGGACUCCGCGAGAAGACUGUUGCAGCUCGCCGAGCCGGAGCCAAGAAGGUCCUCUUCCCCGCCGACAACAUGUCAGACUGGCUUGAACUACCAGAGAAUAUCAAAGAAGGCAUCGAAGGCCAUGCUGUUAACUGGUACUCGGACGUCUUCAACAUUGUAUUUGCCGAUCUCGACAAGGAAGCCGCAAACAAUAUGUGGAAAUCACAACUCGCCAAACCAGCCGAUGCAGACCAACAGAACAAGAAGCACGACGAUGACGAUUAG